Messenger RNA from Ceratitis capitata (Mediterranean fruit fly), 739 nucleotides. RefSeq names its product transcription elongation factor SPT4 (gene spt4). The transcript is spliced from 3 exons. The record is from RefSeq and is a predicted model, not a curated record. Bases 125 to 475 code for a protein of 116 amino acids. Gene Ontology annotation, cellular component: nucleus; DSIF complex. Gene Ontology annotation, molecular function: zinc ion binding; RNA polymerase II complex binding. NCBI's taxonomy places the organism in Eukaryota, Metazoa, Arthropoda, Insecta, Diptera, Tephritidae. Gene Ontology annotation, biological process: chromatin organization; regulation of transcription elongation by RNA polymerase II; mRNA processing.
UCGAAACUUCUACAUUUGUUUAUUCGUUUUUGGUGUAUCGCAAAAUAUACAACAUAGUUUCGUAUUUUAUUAACAAAUAGUUCUCACACCUCGUCUUAUUCUUGAGCGUUAACACGUCAUAAAAAUGUCUUUCGAUACAAUACCUAAGGAUUUGCGUGGACUUCGCGCUUGUUUAGUCUGUUCAUUAAUUAAAAGUUUCGAACAAUUCGAAAGUGAUGGAUGUGAUAACUGUGAGGAGUUUCUCCGCAUGAAGAACAACAAAGAUAAUGUAUACGAUCACACAAGUAACAAUUUUGAUGGCAUAAUUGCAUUGAUGAGCCCAGACGAUUCCUGGGUAGCAAAAUGGCAAAGACUCGGUCGGUUCACCCGCGGCGUCUAUGCUAUUUCUGUGUCCGGCAACCUUCCCCAAGCUACGCUCCGUGAAAUGAAAAGUCGAAGUAUAGCUUACAAGUCCAGGGACACCAGUCAGCGUUAACAUUUUCUUUAGUUAAAAAAAAUCAACAAAAUAUAGACCUCUUUUAUAUAACUUUAUUUCAUGCAAAUUAAUAAAAACAAUGUUUUGUGCAAAAGAGAUAAAAUCGUGGUUAAAAUUCAGAAUAAGUUUUAAAUAUAAACAAUAUUUUCUUGAUUCUAAUGAUAAGUAGGGAAAAAACUUUGAUAUUAAAUUAGGCGUAACAGUUGUAAGUGAAUAAAUUUGUUGUUCCCCUACAGGUCUCACAAAAAAUAUUUUUAUACGAAA